Molecule: messenger RNA, 585 nt
Organism: Drepanopeziza brunnea f. sp. 'multigermtubi' MB_m1
Lineage: Eukaryota; Fungi; Ascomycota; Leotiomycetes; Helotiales; Drepanopezizaceae
Biological process (GO): maturation of SSU-rRNA from tricistronic rRNA transcript (SSU-rRNA, 5.8S rRNA, LSU-rRNA)
Cellular component (GO): nucleus
Source: RefSeq, a predicted model, not a curated record
AUGGAGACUUCCAGUGGCAGUAGCUCGAAGAGCACGCCGACGCCUGAUCAAUGCAGAGACCACCUUGAACUCGGCAUUGCGCUCAGCCUGUACUCCUGGCCGGCCCUCUCCCUUGCCGUAACCAACUCCUGGGGCGGCGCCGACAGUGACGAGAAGCGCCAAUGGUUUGCCGGCGCCACUUCCGACGUCGUGAUCGAGAAUCCUGAGGAGGAUGCAGAGUGGAUCGAGACGUUCCUGCUGCAGGUCAUGGUGGACGAGUUUGAGGUCGGCGUGGAGGACGACAGCGCGCUCGAGGUUGCGGAGCAGAUCGUGCGGCUGCGGAAGAAUUGUGGGAAUGGAAAUUUCAGUGAGGUGCUGGAGAUGAAGAGGAAGUGGGAUGCGAAGGGAGGGAAGCAGGAUAUUGGGAAGAUAUUUGCCAAGAAAGAGGGAGAAGGGGAGGAUGAGGAUGAGAACGAGGACGAUGAAGAUGAUGAGGACGAUGAAGAUUUCGAAAUGAAUGAGGCGCCGCCGUUGGUCAGAGUCAGGGAACCGGUUGUGGCGGAAGUCGACGAAGAUGGGUUUACCAAAGUUACCAAGAAGAGGUGA